Molecule: messenger RNA, 717 nt
Organism: Cajanus cajan (pigeon pea)
Lineage: Eukaryota; Viridiplantae; Streptophyta; Magnoliopsida; Fabales; Fabaceae
Source: RefSeq, a predicted model, not a curated record
UUCUAUGUGACAGAGGGUAUUGGAGCACUGCAAAGAUCCUAUAACUCAGCAGAAAGUUAUGGAUGAGAUUUUAGGAGCAGUUAGCAUGUUAGCUCAAGAUCAGUAUGGCAACUACGUUGUUCAGAUGGAGUCCACAGUCAACUUGGGAAAAGAAUCAUAUAAGUACCAAUUUUUCUGGGAAAGAAAUUGUUGAACCUGUGAUGAGAAUGUAUACUGAGGCAACAAAUGGCUCUUAUAUAGAGACCAAAGAGAGUGCCUUGGUAUGGCACUACUAUAAUGUUUAUCCUGAUUCUGGAUCUUGGCAAGCCAAGGAGCUAUUGGAUCAUUUUGAAAAUUUGUUUGCAAAUGAACCCUUUUUUGUAAAGAAGGGAAAGCAUAUUAUUGAAGUUAAGUCACAGAGGACAUCCUGUCCCAAAUGACCAAGAAAGGGAAAUCGCCAGAUUUUGUACUGUGCAUAGGGGAUGAUAGAUCUGACAAGGAUAUGUUUGAGAGCUUACUAACCAAAGCUUACGGUGGAACCUCUUCUCCUGCACCAGAAAUCUUUUCAUGCACUGUUGGUCAGAAACCAAGUAAAGCUAAGUACUACUUAGAUGAUACUGAGGAUGUGAUGGGGUUGCUUCAAGCUCUUGGUACCAUUUCAGGGCCCAAAUCAUCAUUUCCUGAAGAAUUACUUGUAUACCUUACAGUUGUCCAUUUUAUUUAGGAAGAAUUAUGAAA